Messenger RNA from Porites evermanni, 1973 nucleotides. The record is from the annotation of a GenBank genome assembly. NCBI's taxonomy places the organism in Eukaryota, Metazoa, Cnidaria, Anthozoa, Scleractinia, Poritidae.
AUGACUGUGGGAUGUGUUGCCGGAGACGAAGAAUCUUAUGACGUCUUCGCAGAUCUUCUGGAUCCCGUUAUUGAGAUGCGACAUGGCGGCUACAAGAAAACAGACAAGCACAAGACUGACCUUGAUUUCACGAAAAUCAAGGGUGGAAAACUUGACGAGAAGUACGUGCUAUCGUCACGUGUUCGCACCGGGCGCUCCAUCCGGGGUUUCAGUUUACCCCCGCACUGUUCACGAGCCGAGAGGAGAGGAGUCGAAAAAGCCGUGGUAGAUGCCCUGGGUAAACUGGACGGCGAUUUUAAGGGAAAGUAAGGCCUACAUGUAUGUUUCGUUAGUUAUACGAAAGAAAGAAAAGAACUUUUUCUGUAAUUUUCCCUAGAUGUCCUAAAAUGUUUAGUUUGCGAGACAUUCUAACGCCUGAGCCAUGCAAUGUAGCAUAUAAAACACAAGAAAGAAUGUUUCAAGGAUUUCCAAACAGUGAGAGUGGAACAAAAAAGACCAAUUUUUCAGGGCAGCGCUCGUAAAAAAUAAAUCAUCUCGUAAAAUAUCCGCGGGUGUUAUCUACAAGAACACAAACUCCUUAUACAAGGCGGUGUAGACUUAGUUUUAAAUUCGCUCCCUAUCUUGUUUCAGGUACUAUCCACUCAACAAGAUGACAGAAGCCGAACAGGAGCAGCUCAUAGCAGACCACUUCCUCUUCGACAAGCCAGUCUCGCCACUCUUGACAUGCGCAGGAAUGGCCCGUGACUGGCCCGAUGCCCGAGGGAUCUGGCACAAUGACAAGAAAAACUUUCUUGUCUGGGUUAAUGAAGAGGACCACACUCGAGUAAUCUCCAUGCAGACUGGAGGGGAUAUGGCUGCUGUGUUUGAACGAUUUUGUACUGGCCUUAAUAAGGUGUGGAAAUUAUUCAUUACUUUUGCUUAAUGUAUAAUUAUCGACCCCAGAGAUCAAGCUUUUGACUCCGCGCCUGCGCAAUAGAGAAGAGUUUUGGGGUCGAGAAUGUGCUAGUAUCUAAGACGUUGUACGCCAAGGAGGGGCCACUCCUAGUUGGACUUUAUUUUGAAAAAGCGCUCGAAGGGAAAGGUGUAGGUAAAGCAAUCGGAAUUUGGCAGAGUCUACUCAUGAAAACCAGAUGGAAAAAAGAAGUGUCGCAGAGAGUUAAGUGUUCAAGUGCUGCUAGUAUGCAAUUAAAAAUUGCUCAUGAUUUAAUCUAAUGAAGAUAAUAACAAUAAUGAUAGUGAUAAUGAUGAUGAUAGUACAGUAAUAAUAAUAAUACUAAUAAUAAUAUCAACAAGGAUGAUGACAGAUAGUAAAAACAAUAAUGAUAGAAACGAUAAGAGAACACCAGUGUCCAUAGAGUGAAAAGGUAGAUAGCAACGAUAGAAACUAGUAGUGUAUUGAAAAAAGUUGGACGAAAUUUGCUGACGUUCCUUAUUACGCUGAUUUAGCAACAGGAACGUCAGUUUACGACGGGAAAGCGCGCGGAAAGGACUGAACGCGACUUCCGGUGCUCAAUUUGCUGCUCUCGAUUGGUCAAGCCAGUCGUUUGAUUUGCGCGUGUCGUCGUCAACUGACGUUCCCGUUCUCUUGCUAAAUCGACGCCUUUAAUUUCUACCAGGUCGAGCAACUUAUCAAGGGAGCUGGGUACGAGUUCAUGUGGAAUGAGCACCUUGGUUAUGUGCUUACCUGUCCAUCAAACCUGGGUACCGGUCUCCGCGGAGGCGUCCAUCUGAAAAUCCCUCUCAUGAGUAAGGACGAGGCGCGGUUAGACGAUAUCCUGAAGAAACUCCGUCUGCAAAAGCGUGGCACGGGAGGCGUUGACACGGCGUCCGUGGGAGGCGUGUANAACGCUGAUAGGUUGGGGUUUUCAGAAGUGGAACAAGUUCAGGGUGUAAUCGAUGGCGUACAGUUGUUGAUUGAGAUGGAAAAGAGACUGGAGGAAGGCGGGACCAUCGAUGAUUUGAUUCCCAAGUAA